Messenger RNA from Acanthaster planci (crown-of-thorns starfish), 5570 nucleotides. It is a transcript of the gene crtc1, whose product is annotated as CREB regulated transcription coactivator 1. NCBI's taxonomy places the organism in Eukaryota, Metazoa, Echinodermata, Asteroidea, Valvatida, Acanthasteridae. Gene Ontology annotation, molecular function: cAMP response element binding protein binding. Gene Ontology annotation, cellular component: nucleus; cytoplasm. Gene Ontology annotation, biological process: positive regulation of transcription by RNA polymerase II; protein homotetramerization. The record is from RefSeq and is a predicted model, not a curated record.
UCCAGGCUGUAUGUCCAAAAUGACGAGUCCACGGAAAUUUGCCGAGAAAAUAGCCCUUCACAACCAAAAGCAAGCCGAGGAAACGGCUGCUUUUGAUCAGAUUAUGAAAGAGGUCUCAAAUGUAUCAAGGCAAAGCCAAAGCCAUGUAGGACAUAAAUCGCACCAUUUACAGCUUGCUCCAACGUUAGGGGCCUACAGAGGAGGGUCAUUGCCCAACGUUAACCAGUUAGGAAAUAAUACUAUAGAUUUACAGAAUGCAUUGCAUAGUUUAGAAGAUAUCAAAGCUGCAACCAGCAGGUCGCCGGUCGGUGAUAAUCGAGUGUACCGUUCACAUCAACGAAGUAGUAGUGGACACAGAUCACGCCACGACACAGCACCGUACCAGACACCAUACCUGUCACCACCCAGCGACACAAGCUGGAGGAGAACAAAUUCAGACUCAGCGCUGCACACGAGCGUGAUGGCGCCCAUCGAUCCAUUCCAGGGCCACGGAGGCAUGUCGCCGGGCUCGCACAGAAGAGCUGAGAUGGUGGUGGAUCACUCAGGUAACACAUUGAAAACUCCUGUGUGGGAUGCCAAGAAGAUGCAGCCCAGGCCCAGGUCCUGUGAGGUGCCCGGAAUAAACAUCUGCCCGUCGUCAGACCAGACAGAGACAGAGCCUAGCGCCGACCCCAUUCCCAUCUCCAACAACACGGGCUCUUUGCCGGACCUGACCAACCUGCACAUCCCCUCGCCUCUGCCCACCCCGCUAGACCCGGAGGACCAGCAGGUGUCGGCCUACAACCACGGCGGGGGUGGGAGUGGAGGAGGAGGGGGUGGAAGCCCCGGCAACCUGUCCGGCAGCAUGCCCUCACCAACUCAUCUCAGUACCUCGCCUACCAAUCACACCCAGGUUGUAGGUCAACACAGUCCGCAGAUAAGUCCACAAGUAAGUCCACAGAUAACAAGGCGUCAUGGCGUGAACAGUGCCAACAGCCCCCUUGGGAUACAUGCAACUAACGAACAUCAGCGGCGGCAGCAGCAUCAACAACAAGCACAGCAUCAGCACAGACAACACCAGCAACAACAGCAACAAUCACAGCAGCAGCAGCAGGCCCAACAAGCACAACAACAACAGCAGCAGCAUCAACAGCAGCACUUCAUCAGACAGGGUAUAGCUGUGGACGCGGCGGCCAUGGCAAUGGAGCACCGGGCGCACCACCAGCAGUAUCCCCAGCAGCUUUACACGCAGGGCCAGCCUCAAGCGGUCCAGGCAGCUCCUCCCAACCUCACGCUGGACAUGUCAAAGGGGGGCCUGCAAUACCGGGAUGGCAAGUGCGUGGUCAGUACCUCUUGUACAUCACCUACCUCGCCUGUCUCCAACCCCCAGUGCUCGCCUUCCCCUGCCCACUCACCCUCGGCGGCCAUGCCCCAGGGCUCGCCCACCAACAAGGCCAUGAGCGACGCCCACUACCAGCAGUUGCAGCACCAGUUCGAGCACCAGUGCAAUAUGCUGGGGCAGCAGGAGGUCGGCUCACCCACACCGGGCCAGCAGCUGACCUACAACCCCCAGGGCCCAUACAAUCAGAACCACCAGCUGAGUGAGGCAGAGCAGAGCCUCUUCUUCCCCCCUCCGGGCGCCUUUUACGACCAGGCCUACAUGGUGGACGCCCAGGAGCUGUUCCAGCCCAACAAGCCGCCCCCGGCCUACCCCCACUCUGCCUUCAUGCAGCCCAGCGCCGGCAACAUCCCCAAUAUCAUCUUGACAGGGACUGGUGAGUCGCCGCCCCGACAGGACUUUGCUAAAGAGAUCAGUAAUGCCAUGGCUGGCGUGGACAAUCUGGACCCACUCUUCUCGACGGACAGCUUCAAGCUGGACCCGCUGGACCUUGACAGCCUGCAGAUGUUGACAGACAAUGACUUGGUGGCUGACCAGGCCACGGAAGAUUCAUUCCGGCUGGACAGGUACGAUGUGUGAUGACGACCGGCCACUUGGAAAAGCCUGGACAGUGUUGUUUUUCAUGGGCUUUGUUUUUUCCUUGUUUUUUUUGUUUGCGGGGAAGCCAGGAAAAGAGGGUGCCAAGAAAAUGUGAGUUGAUAGAUCCUUGUUGCUGCAGUCUUUUUAUACAGGGGCCCCUUUGUGACCCUUGGUAAUCGGCGAUAAUCGAACUCAUACAGGAUCGGACAUUGAAUUCACAAGUUGGACAGAGCUUUGCCGGCUUUGCUGUGACGUGAAGAAGUAUCAAUUUCUUUGCUGGUGUUCUCUAGCGUGUGGCAUAAUCAAACCAUGGCCCCCCUCCAUCCACUCUGUGCAGUCAGUUUAAAACUGCUGACAGUUGGGAAGACGUACAUGCCCGGUCGGUCGUGGAAUACUGCGUGAAAGAACUCCAGUUGUUGACUCGGACGGGACUGGUCUCAGUGCUUAAGUCGUUUUGCUCUGUGAUUCUCUGUAAGCUGCAAGGAUUGGUGCGACGAGAUUUAUGAUCGAAGAAGGAGGCAGACUUGAUGCACUCUGGACAAGGGCAAGCCUAGUUAAACCUCCUACUUGUCAAGCCGGGUGGAUGUAAAUGUGCAUUUUGGAAUUUUUACAGGUGAACAGCCGAUGCUGCUGGUGGACUUUUUGGGGGGGGGAGGUGGCAAAAUUGAGAUGACAAAGCGUGCAGUUCAGACUGAAGUAUCAGCGCGGCGGGGAGAAACUGGCCAACAUUCGUCAUGGCUGUUGUACAGCAGUUGUGACUGGGUGACAAAAUCGCAGGUGGAGAAAAGUGCCCCCCUUUUUUUUUCAGGAAGAGACAAAACACCGUAACAUUCCUUGGAGUUCUGGUGUCCAGUUGUGCAGCCCAGCAUCAGGAGAGAUUCCCCCAUCUGUCACAAGCCUUGUGUCGCCCAGGAAGCCGACCGAAUGGAUUAGUUGGUUGGAAGUAUAAAAAUGUAUAUUAAAACAGUGUUUUAUAUGAAAGGAAAGACAGUUGUGUCACAGGUUGCAGUUUGGAAAAUACUGAUUGGGAAAUGUAUUGCCAGAUAUUUAGCAGUGUGUUCAUUCCAGGUUUAAUUGACACGCUUUUUUUCUUCAUUCAGUGCAUUGUUCUUAAUUUGCCUGUGUUAUUUUGAGUCAUGAGCCCUCAGUUGCAUCCAGUGGCCAGUGGUCUGGUAAACCUUUUCGGUCUGGAACCCAGAGGUCUGCAAUAUGCUGUGCACUGUUGGCGCCUGGAGAUGCAACAUAUAUCAGACCUGAAUUUGCACAAAAGCUCCAGUGUGAAGUGUCAGACCAAAUGGCCUGUUUUGGAUGUGGUCUUUGCAGUAACGGCAGGCCUGUUGGAAAUUAGACCAGGGCUCGAUAUCACCUGAUUUCAUCAGAACUCAAAAUGGGUUGGUGAUAAAAUGGUUAUAUAUCUUAAAAAGAGUUUCAAGGCAAAUUCCACUCUAGAACUGAUCAGGAUUGUAUCCCUUGCCUUAUCCUGUCCAUGAUUUGAGUUUAACCUGCAUAUACAAAGAUUUCAGGCUGAGGGUAUAAUGUUAAAAAAAAUCGGCUUUUUUUCCCCCUGUUUCUUACAAAAUGUUGGACUGUGAACCGUCAGUGGUGAUCUCCGCAAAGAAAGCCUGGCCAGUGGUGUUCAUUAAGUUACAGGAUGGUUGGGCACUGGUAUCUCCAUGUUAUUAAUUUCCAUUUGUACAGACAUUAGCCAUGUGUCAGCCAUUUCAUGGCAUUAACUUCUAGUAAGAUCAAGAGAGGAAAAGGGAAAAACGGAAAAGGUAUUAAAAUGGUGCCGCUGUGCAGCAUGACCCGUCUUUCACAUGUUUUGUUGUCUCAACCGCAGCAAAAACAGGGGUCGAUGAAUGUAGUCACUGAAAUUUUUGUUCAGCAAUUCAAUACAGGUGUUUCACACUUGGAGCCCCUCCAAGAGUUUGCAACGCGUUUACCAAUCGCAGUGCGCAAAAUCUGUCGACCCACUGCACAUUUGGAACGGGUUGACAAUUUCGCACAUUGUGAUUGGCCAACACGUGGCAAACUCUUGGAGGCGCUCUAUUAUAAAUCGCCCGUAUUCAUCGGAAUUUCAUAGAAUGGAGUGCCAUUGGCUAACAGAACACAAUAUCAGGCAUUUUGGCCCUUAGCCUUCGUAAGCGUAACUCCACGUCAACUCCAGUGUAGCAUUUUGCACUGCACCAGUUGAGAACAACUAUGUCUUGGAGAUUCAGAGUUUGGAGUUUUCAGCAGUAUGUGAUGCGUAACUUUGUGAUUUUAUGAAACUCUUGCUGUUGUGACUUUUCCAGCCUGCGUUAAAAUACUAGGUAGUAAAUUUCUCUGAGCAGCAAGCUGUGUUUCACUCUCUCAAUUAAUCAAUAGAUUUUUAUGAGAGUGACGCUUCGUGAGCAAACAACAAUUUGGCACCCAACUGAUCACAGGUUAAAGUGUGUAGACAACUUGUUUAGACUGAUAAUUUCUCAGAGUUUGGCAGUGGCCAGCUUGGUCUCUGGUCUGAUUCAGUUUUGUGGUUCGAGAGUGAUGACAUCUAAUGUAGGUUUGGAGCCUUUCUCAUUUUACUCAACUUUGUAUGUAGUUUUGGAUUGUUCUCUGGCCUCAUUUAAUUGUGUAGUUCAAGAUAGUGUGUUGGUAUCUGGCUAGUUUGACUUUCUCCAUGAGUUUGGCUUGCUCUGGAGCCUCAACAACUGCGUGGUUCAAGAAAAUGUGUAGAUAUUUGACACAGAUUAGAAGCCUUUACCCAAACUUCCUCAGUGGCGUUGACUUUGUCGUUGGCCUCAUUAAACUGUGUUUUUCAGAAGAGAAGCUGAAGCAAGGAACCUUUCCUGAAACUUGACAUCAGUUGUGGCUUUGGCUUGGUCUCUGGCCUUAUUUGUAUGAUUCAGUGAAGUAUGCUGACAUUUAGUAUGCUGACUAAAGGCUUGGAGUUCUUGCAAAUCUUUGUCUUUGGUCAUGCCUUGGUUUGUCAACUUUAGUUUCAUUUGUACAUUUUGGUAUUCAUGUAGCAAAACAUGGAUUAAUUGGUGACUCCAGACAGGGAGCCAAAUUGUGAAAAGUCAAAGGGAUACCAGGCCAAAUUUAAAAAAGCAGCCAAAGCCAGUGUGUCCGGAUAAUGACCUGCUAGACCAGAACCAAGCCAACUGAUCACCAACUGUGGAAAUUAAUAGUUGAGCAAGUGUCCCAGCAUCACUGCAAAGGUUUUAAAAUUUUCCAAUAAAAGUUAAGAGAGGGAUUUUACUACUUCACAUGCUUCAUCAUAGAUAUGUGUCGAGAUCUGGAUCAGCUUCCAUCGACGCCAAAAUUAUCAGUCUCCAUUCUGUUCAAAAUUCUUUUCUUUUUUUUGGGGAUGAUUUCUUUUUCGUGUACAAUGUUGGUAGGCAUGAUCGCCUUUUUUCAUGGAUUCUGUACAUAUAUUAUAAAAACACUAACCAUUAAUGUGUCAUUUUUAGCAUGAGAAAAAAACAUGUCUUUUUGAAUUAAUAUGCUGCAUUUCAUCCGUUUUUUUUUGGGGGGGGUUGACAUUGUUGACGUUUUAGAAUGAGUAGUUUGUGUCGGGUGUACGAUAGUGCCAUACUUCUUGUUUCCAAUGGCUAAUUUGUGCUGACAAUCA